GCGAACCUGCGGCCAGGCCGCGGCGCGGUUCCUUGCUGUGUUUUCUCAGUUGCUCCGGCUUGUAAUUUCUUUGGCGUGGCAGAGCGCAGUGCCGUUACCUCAGGAGGGACAUAAGCUGCCACACACUGGGUUGACAUCUUCAUCAAGCUAUCCAUGAUGACCUCUAGGUCUCAUUCCAGAGAAUCCUGGGAACUGCAGAUUACCUUUCACAGAGCUACAAUUACCAGCACCCUAACAAACUACACGGGAGGAAAGAUGGCGACUGCACAGGCUGCACGACUAAAUCUUCUUCCGUAACAAGCUAAGUCUUUUUUUCCUAAAUUGCCUCUGCUUCUACCUUUUGAAGUCGUAAAGCCUCCCCACUAUUAGGCUUUUAUCACUGGCCUACUUAACGGACUGUUAAACCCGAAAUUUAUAGCCCCUGAAGCCUUUGAAGGCACUGCCUAUCUGUCCUAUGUUUAUAUCGCCCGCAAAGCUCUCAGACGAUUUGAAACUAAAACCUAUGCUAGCUAGAUUUGCUAAGCUUAUAUCCAGCUUCGUCCUAUUCUCUCUUCAAGUGGCCCCUAACAAUGGUUUUGACAAGGAAGCGUUGCAGAGAGCUGGGAGAUAGCCAGUUAACACAGCCUCCACUACAAGACACAAUACAAUCAAAAAUCACUACCUUCUUCCAGCAGGGCUCAGCUCCUACGAUGAGGCCAAAUCGCCCUCAGGCGGCUCUCGAUUCCCCUCCUACGAUCAUGGACUGGUCAAUAGACAGAAUUAAUGACUGCGCCUAUUUGCGUGACGACCCACAUUCCACCCCAUUAGGACUAGAACUGGCAAAAGCUGAAGCAUUAUCCAGAAGAAACGCGUCUGUACAUUGUUCACCUCGAGCUUCUACACCCCCCUUUCGUCGUCCAUCGUGACUCCUAUUUUAGAUAAAAGCUCAACUAAUGACGUAAUUGCUCUUUCUCCCCCGGCUGUUAACUUUAUGGGUACUCUCCUUAUGGUUCUUGAUGAGCUGAACUUAAUUAAGUCCUUUCUCACAGAAAGCAACGACCUUUUGAAAACCCUGACCCAAUUAGCCAAAUCGCUUUCUCCAAACAACGCAUCACAUCAAAAACUAACGACGAAUAAACAAAUGGAGAAGGACCAGCCAAAACUGAAAGAUACUAACACCUCUACAGCCCCUCAUCAAAAACGUAAGCAUCAAAAAAAAAAGGGAGAAGCAAUCUAGGAAACCUAAGAACAUUAAGAAUUUUAAACGACCAAUUUGCAGAAAAUUCAAUUUUAAACCUCUGUUUGCAAUCCUGAAAGCCAUGGAGGCUGCAACAUCUCACCUGGAAACUAAGUCAUCGCCCUUGGGCACCAAUAAACACAAGGACAAAAGACAACAAAUGAGUCAGAACAAUGACGUUCCCCUCUUUUCUUCUCACCAACGUCAACCCAUUUGCAAGUUCAAGGAAUGGCCCACAAUUAUCAAACAAGUCUCCUGAUAGACCGGCUUCAAAACGUAAGGACCAAAAGGGGAUAAAGACUGAUUUGGCAUCAUCCCACCUGAAGCUAGUUAUCGAACAAAACAAGGUGGUCCUCCUUAAUUAUCCUAAUUUUCUAAGGAAACAUGGACAUUAUCCAAAUAAAUAUCAGUUCCAUGAAUACUUAAGUUUGUAUCUGCCGACACAAUUCCCCAUAGCCGAAAUAAUUCGCAUACAGUUUCUUCAUAGCAAUCAUCACUCGACAAGAGUAAUAAUAACCUUUAAGAGCGUGGAAACAACAAGAAAAUUCUACUCCUUUAAACCAUAUUUGGCUGCACAAGGAUUAUACCUAGUCCACUGCUUUAAGAAUAUUGCUCCGCCCCUACCUCUGAUUACCAGACUUCCUUCAAAAAGAGCUCCUACCUCUAGUUCCAACAACAAUUCCCAUUCUGAGAACCUUCGGCCUGAGCCAGAGGAGCUUUUGCACUCCCCAACUCUAUUGCAGCAAUACUCUACAAAGGAAUCAAAUGAUGAAUCUCGCGAGUCCGAAGACUUACAACUGAUUGAAGUCUUCCCUGAUCUGCCAGUCCAAGAACAGUCCAAAAUAAUUAACAGACUUGAUCGCUUAAAGCUGGAUCUCCUACAACAACAACUUUUGCCUCCUAUUGCACUUCCUCGACCUGUUUCAGCAGCCAAUGCUAAUAGGACAGUACCGCAAUUAACUGAACCAUCUUCUACAAGCCCAUCAUGGAUGGACAGGCAAUAUUUGGAUCCGGCUGAGAUUGGCUCACCAGCCAAGCAUAUGCAACCUCCCUCCUUGUGUCAUCAGAAAGGGAAAAUUAUUAUUUCAAAUGUCAGCGUAAUCUGCCCAGAACUAGAUCAAAUUUGUCCUGUAAAAGGUGCUGAGAAUUAGAACACUACUUCCCACCAGGAAUUUAUAAAAGUACAAAACGGCCACCCAAAUUCACCAUCAUUGUCACUGAUAACCCCAUUUAAUAUUACAUCUUGGAACAUUGCUGGCUGGUCUAAUAAGGCCUCAGACAAAGAGUUUAUGACCUUCCUCCAGCUGUUUGACAUUGCGUGUCUCCAAGAGACCUGGUUAAUAGAAGAAAACCUACUCCUGAUAGACGGAUUCAAAUGUUGGUCCAAACCUGCAACCCGCACAGCCUCAAGAGGACGUGCAAGUGGGGGUCUGGCAUUUUUAAUUUCUACUAAGAGCGUCCUCCUUGCAUCUGAAAUAACAGGCUCGGUUCCAUCUACUUGCCAGGCCUUAAUAAUUACCCCCAAUCCUCCUUUACGUCCUUUCAUAUGCAUUAACGUGUACUUUCCUCCCCUUGCUCCACAAUUAAGAACUCAAUUUUGGCAGGAAUUUGAGGAUUUCAUUGACUCAUUAUAUCAAAAUUAUCCUAACUAUAAUGUAGUUAUUGGUGGUGACUUCAGUGCAAGGAUCGGGGCAAAUUUUCCACAUUUCUUUGAGCUCCCGGACUUUUAUAAUCUAGACUUGUCAUUAUUACAUCGUGUUUCACGAGAUAAAGUUAUUAAUAAGAAUGGCCAAGCUUUAUAUAGGACCAUGCUCAACGCCCAACUUUUCUGCCUUAAUGGUCCAAAUUCGAUAGGUCAAACGGCUUUUAUACUUGCAUAACUAAAAGAGGAGCCAGCGUUGUAGACUACAUGCUGGUCUCCUCGCAAAUGUUAGAUCUAGUGAACGAGUUCUCCAUAGGAGACAGACCUGACAGCGACCAUUUGCCACUGAUUUUGAAAUUAUAUAAUCCUAAUACACAUCUAACUUAUAAUAAUAGGAUACCUGACUUAGAUUCAUUCCAGCAUUCUAAGCGACUAAGAUGGUCUCCUUCAGUGUUUGAGGAGGUCAAACAAAUUUUAAUGUUGCCAACCCUGAUCGACCUACGUCAAAAAGCAUCUCUUCCAUCAAAUGAUACGGGAGAGCUAUUCAAACAGAUUAUUACUCGGAUCCAACCAGCAGUUACUAAAUCUAAAUCUCAUACUAACAGAUAUUUCCCAAAUUUUAAGCCCUGGUUUGAUAAAUACUGCCAAGCCAAAAAGAAACAAGUCUGCUUUCAAACACGCUUCACGAGACUUCAUUUCUCUGAAGUAGCCGUCUCCAAACUCCAAAAACUUAAAAGAGAAUACAAUCUCCUAAAGCAUAAAAAAUCACUAUACAUUACCUCGAUUUGGCAACAUCUCGGUAGGGCAGCAUUACAAGGGAACCAAGGGGAAUUUUGGAAUAUAAUCCACAACAAUCUAUUUAAUAGGCCGUCACUCUCAAUUCCCCCAAUACUUCCAGAAACGUGGAUUAUGCACUUCCAGACCAUCUUUGGGAACUUAUCCCCCAUAUCAUACACUAGUCCAACCCGUCCCACUGACUGCCCAAUCUGGGCCCCAGUGACCGGCCCAGAAAUAGACAACUUAUUAGCUUCAUUACGAUCGGGGAAAGCCCCUGGCCAAGAUAGGAUUCCUCCCGAUCUCUACCAGGCUUUCCCAUCCUGGUGGCGUCCUAUUCUCGCAACACUUUUCACCAAAAUAAACAAAUCUGGCUGUAUUCCAUCUGGAUGGAAAACGAGCACAGUGGUCCCUAUAUUCAAAAAAGGCGACCCAGCCAUUCCCACAAAUUACAGACCCAUCAGCUUGCUGGAUGUGGCAGCUAAGUUAUAUGGAAGGUACCUUUUAAAUAAACUAUCAGAAUGGGAAUAGGAACACCCUAUUAUAGCUGAUGUUCAGGCGGGCUUUAGGGAAGGAUCCAAUACAAUUGAUCAAGUGUACAUUCUGCAACAUCUUAUUAGGAAAGUUAAAAAAGGGCCGCUUACAUCAUUGUAUCUUGCUUUUAUUGAUUUCGCUGCUGCAUUCGAUUCAAUAGACCGUCCCCUACUUUGGACAAAAUUAGAUAAAGCUGGUAUCGACAAAUGCUUGCUGUGGCUCAUUCAAUUACUUCAUUGCGACACUUUUAUCAGAAUCCGGCUUGGCCUAAAUGGUUCCCUUUCCCAUAAGAUCCCCGUUUCGAAGGGAGUCAAACAGGGAUGCAUUCUGGCCCCUUUUUUAUUUAUCCUUUUCAUAAAUGACAUCGUCUCUACAAUGGCCUCCCCCGCUUUUUUCCCACCCUCGGUCAAGGAGAGGAAAAUCCUGGUUCUUUUGUACGCUGAUGACUUAGUUCUUCUGUCCCUAAACAGGAUAGGCUUGAAGCGUAUGUUACACUCCCUCCUUGAAUUUAGUGACGCACAUUUGUUACAAAUUAAUUACUCUAAGUCCAAAAUAAUGGUUUGUGGGAAAAAUAGUAGAACUAAGCAUACUUGGCACCUGAAUGGUCAUCACUUAGAGCAGGUAAACACCUUUAAAUACCUGGGUAUCCAUAUCAAUAACAACUUGUCAUGGUCCCAUCACUUGGCUUACAUUAAGCUGCUUGCAAUUAAGACUCUAGGUCAACUGAAAAAAUUCUUUUACUCCAGAGGUGGCCAAUUGGUAAGACCAUUUUUCAAUCUAUACGUAGUAAAAUUCCUCCCAAUGAUUCUAUAUGGUUCCGAAAUCUGGGGUCCCGUUUUGCAUCCUGCCCUAGAGAAAAUUCAAAAUAAUAUAUUUAAGCAAAUUUUGGCCUUACCUAAAUGCACACCUGCAACUCACAUUAGGGCUGAACUCAACCUACCCACUUUAAAGGCCAGAAUAGACCUGUCAUACCUACGUUAUUGGCAGAAAUUAACCACAAAUAAGUCACGAUCUUUGGUUAAACUUUGCUGGGAGGAACAGUUGCAAAAUGGAGGAUGGGCAACUCAUUUUACCACCAUAGCUACUAGUUACGAUUUAACAGAUAAUUUUCUUAACAAUCUUAAUCCUAGGGCACUCCGUAAUCAGAUCUUUGAGUUUGAGGCCCAACAAGACAAUACUGCUAUUUCUUCAGCACGCUUUUCUUCCUGGUUCCCACUUUUUAAAACCAAUCAUGAGUGGGCUCCUUACCUCGACCUUCUGACAAAGGCCACACUUUGCAGAGCCUACACGGAGUUAAGAUUCCAGGUUAUGCCCUCUGCGUACCUACAGGGCAGAUACCUUGGAAUCCCAUACGCCAACCGCCUAUGUGUUUCAGGCUGUAAGGUCCCUGAGGAUUUAAUCCACUACAUGCUAAUUUGUCCUUUAUUCAGAGCCCCAAGAAACAAAUUCUUAGUUCCAAUGCUUACAGACUUAACUGAGUCCCAGUCUGUAGUUUUUCUGUUAUCCUCAGACCAACCGCACAUAAUAAUCGCUACUGCAAACUUUGCUCUGGCUGCAAAGAAACUCAGAGCCAGCUAUGUUAAAAAAUUAUGAUUAUUACAAGUUUUAAAAGUUUUAAUUUGAGUUAAUUUUAUACCACUUGUAUGUACUAUAUUAUAUAUUGUUUAUGCAUUUUUAUGUUGUGUUUCUUCUGUAACAGCCUAUGGCUAUAUACAGUUUCAAUAAACUUCAAACUUCAAACGAACUACAGUUCCCAGGAUUCUUUGGGAGAAGAAUUGUUAUUAUUAUUAGAUUUAUUACCCACCCUUUACCAGAAGGUCACAGGGCAGGUAACAACAAUAUAAAAUACAAUAUUUUUAAAAAGUAAAUUACAGUCACAACUGGAGAGGGUCCUAAAGAUAUAUAUAUAGUUUUGAAAGCAACUAACAAAACAUCACCCAAGCUUGCUCUGGAUCCCAGUAAGGAUUCAGUUAAUAACCUAAAAAUAUAUACACAUAAUUGUGAUUAACAAAACGUUCAGUGGUACAAAUGAUAAUCCACACAUCCCUUUUCUUGAUGUCCUCCUCACCAUUAAAAACAACAAAAUAGCAGAGCUUGGAAAAGUUACUUUAUUAUUAUUAUUAUUAUUAUUUUAUCAUUAAUUUUUGUUCAAAUUUUCAAAAACAAAACAAAACAAAACAAAAAUAA
Messenger RNA from Rhineura floridana, 6353 nucleotides. RefSeq lists its product as uncharacterized. The record is from RefSeq and is a predicted model, not a curated record. The transcript has 3 exons. The coding region runs from base 4542 to 5759 and encodes 405 amino acids. Lineage: Eukaryota; Metazoa; Chordata; Lepidosauria; Squamata; Rhineuridae.